AUGCAACUGAAAGAUUGGCUGAUCGAUGGCAAUAACAAUGCCGUUUUGCAAAAUGAACUUUUGAAGCUAUCCAAUCCGACGUUCAAAGAUGUGCGGGCUAAUUGUGAACAAUAUCAAGACAUUCGUGUCGCUACUUCCUCCCUGCGGUCCACCAUUGAAUCUACAGCCAUGUUCAAUUCACUCAAGAUUAAAUCCACGAAAGUUCAUGCUACAGCCGGACGUUUCAAACCAGUCACACAAUCUAACUCACACAAUGUGACAUAUUUGGAUAAAUCCUAUGGCAAUUGUGCAUCCUGUAGCAAACGUUGUUCCAGAUUCACAUGUCGAUUUCGUUACGCUUUAUGUCAUUAUUGUAGCAAAACUGACCAUAUUCAGUCUGGCGCAGUACAAGAACCUGCCGUUUAA
Molecule: messenger RNA, 405 nt
Organism: Echinostoma caproni
Lineage: Eukaryota; Metazoa; Platyhelminthes; Trematoda; Plagiorchiida; Echinostomatidae
Source: the annotation of a GenBank genome assembly